AUGAGAGUGGUCCUACAACUACCCUUCAAGGGUGACGAUAUCAACUGCCUGAUUGCCCAGCGCCUAAAAUCAGCCGUUAAGUUCACCUACUACGCAGCUGCUUUCACAAUCGCCCGGUUGCCAAUACCAUCGGUGAAAGAACCGCUAGCUCCGCACGCCAAAUCUAAUUGUAUCUAUCAGUUCGUCGGCAGAACGAAGAGACUGCGUUACCGAGCAACCGCGCGCAUCCCGGUCUGGCUUCAGAAAACAAUGAGUGAGAUUUUCAGGUCACCAAUGACCCGUCGGAAACUCAGCUCGUCAAUCACACAACAACUGAUCGAAAUGAAACACUGUGACGUGCUGCGCGAGGCGUUCAGAAUUCUCUACAAAACAAACAACACCAAGGUUCUGAAAUACGCUGAGGCACUAGCCAUUCAAAAUGGCUAUCCCAGACUGUGUAAACAGCGUGAAUGGCUUAUCACUCUGGCCCAACCUUGGUAA
Echinostoma caproni is the source of this 480-nucleotide messenger RNA. The record is from the annotation of a GenBank genome assembly. NCBI's taxonomy places the organism in Eukaryota, Metazoa, Platyhelminthes, Trematoda, Plagiorchiida, Echinostomatidae.